Plenodomus lingam JN3 is the source of this 378-nucleotide messenger RNA. NCBI's taxonomy places the organism in Eukaryota, Fungi, Ascomycota, Dothideomycetes, Pleosporales, Leptosphaeriaceae. The record is from RefSeq and is a predicted model, not a curated record.
AUGGUGGACAUCUUCCCACUACGCUCAAACCAGCGAGCGGAACUCUUGGCGGCCAAGUUAGGUGUGGAGUUUCUCAGUAAGGCCUACACCAAGGAUCCCACGGACAAAGCUGCAGCUUGGAUUAUCGCGACCGACUCCGAGUACGUUGUCAAGGGUAUGACAGAAUGGUUACCGAAAUGGGAGAGCAACAACUGGCCUACGUCCAACGGUACUAAACCAGCAAAUCUGGAUCUGUUCCUCGCUCUCGAUGACUUGGUGACGACGCAAAAGGCGAAUAAUUUGACGAUUGGGUUCUGGCAUAUCCCAAGGGAGCAUAACAAACUUGCCGAUCGGCUUGCGAAAGCGGCUGCUUUCCACGGCGAUGAGGCUGGGAUGUAG